AUGCACGUGAGGACAGGCUUCUUAUUGAUCGCCGGGGCAGUUGCUACGGCGGCUUCACGGGGCUGGUGCGGUGAGGUUCCAGCCCAGCGAUCGUACAUGUAUGUUGGAGGACAAUACAUUCAGAACAGUGCUGGCCAGCAUGUCUUCGCGGAUCAGAUGUACGUCGAAAAACUGACCCCAGCCGCGGGUGUUACCAAGUCACAUCCAAUCGUCUUCAUCCAUGGACAAGCUCAAACAGGCACGAAUUGGCUCAACAAGCCCGACGGAGGGGAAGGCUGGGCCUCUUUUUUCCUCUCUCAAGGAUAUGCAUGCUACAUUAUUGACCAGACCUUCCGCGGCCGCAGUGCCUGGUUCCCUGGCAAUGGGACGCUGAGCACGUAUAGCGCCGAGCUGUUGCAACAGCGCUUCACUGCACCGCAGCUAUACAACCUCUGGCCGCAGGCGUCCCUGCACACGCAAUGGAAUGGGACCGGCGUCAUGGGCGACCCAAUCUUUGACACCUACUAUUCCUCGACGGUUGAGUUCCUCGGUUCGGCAACCUACCAGCAGUCGACCGUCCAGGCUGCUGGCGCCGCCCUGCUCGACACCAUCGGAUCCCCGGUCAUCCUCCUCUCCCAUUCCCAAGGUGGAUUGAUGCCCUGGCUCAUUGCGGAUGUGCGCCCGGAUCUCGUCCACUCCAUCGUCUCAGUCGAACCGACUGGCCCUCCUUUCCAAGAGGCCGUGUUCAGCAACGCCUCUGCCCGUGCCUAUGGGCUUACCGACAUCCCCCUGACCUACUCGCCCGCCGUGACCGAUCCUCUCAUCGACCUCGUGAAGCAGACAAUUCCUUCCAACUCAUCCCUGCACUCCGACUGCAUCAUUCAAGCCGAUUAUCCCGCACCGAGACAGCUCGUCAACCUCGCCCAUGUGCCCGUCCUCGUCCUGACAACCGAGUCGUCCUACCACGCGCCGUAUGACUGGUGCACCGUCCAGUUCUUGCAACAGGCAGGUGUGCCGGCCCAGCACCUCCAGUUGGCGGAUAUUGGCAUCCAUGGAAAUGGACAUAUGGUGUUCAUGGAGAAGAACAGUUUGCAAGUUGCGGCUGUUUUGCAGAAGUGGAUGGAGCAGAACUAA
Penicillium subrubescens is the source of this 1113-nucleotide messenger RNA. RefSeq names its product alpha/beta hydrolase. The transcript has 2 exons. Lineage: Eukaryota; Fungi; Ascomycota; Eurotiomycetes; Eurotiales; Aspergillaceae. The record is from RefSeq and is a predicted model, not a curated record. The coding region runs from base 1 to 1113 and encodes 370 amino acids.